Erinaceus europaeus (western European hedgehog) is the source of this 2654-nucleotide messenger RNA. It is a transcript of the gene KIFC1, whose product is annotated as kinesin family member C1. The record is from RefSeq and is a predicted model, not a curated record. Gene Ontology annotation, molecular function: microtubule motor activity; microtubule binding; ATP binding. NCBI's taxonomy places the organism in Eukaryota, Metazoa, Chordata, Mammalia, Eulipotyphla, Erinaceidae. The transcript is spliced from 12 exons. Bases 418 to 2427 code for a protein of 669 amino acids. Gene Ontology annotation, biological process: microtubule-based movement.
CAACUGCCAACGCAAGUGUGUGGGUCUGAGAGCAAAAGAGAGCCGGAAGUGCAGCUCGCCCGCCGGCCGACCGGACGGGGGUGUGGCCUGAGGAGCCGGAGGGUGCUGUGAUUGGCUCUUGGCUGUGGCGACGGCGACGAUUGGCUCCCGGCCGAGGUACUCAGGGAACGGCCGUUAGAAUUCAAAAGUGGCGGGUGUGUGGCCACCUUGGUGGUUGUCAGCCGGGAGCUACUCGCGCUAGGCGUCGCGAGCCGGCAAGAGGACGCGGGUCCCGUGACCCCCAGAUCCCCAUCGUCUUCCCCGGAGUGUGAGGGACACAGCCGGACAUGGAGCCGCAGGAGUAUGGACCAAAAUUCUUUUGGGGUGCUGUGGUGAGACAGUCACUAUGGAGUAAGUGAAUGAUAAGACUAUUAGAAGAUGAGGUCCCCUUUGUCAGAAGUGAAGGGGAAUGUAGAGCUGAAGAAACCCCUGGUCAAGGCCCCUACCCGGCUGCCUCUCUCACAAAGAAGACUUAAAAGGAGGCCUGACCAGAUGGAGGAUACCUUAGAACCUCAGAAGAAAAGAAUACGAGGCCUAAGCACAGUGACAAAAAUUGCCCCUUCCCGCCCAGUAACAUCUGCUCUUAACACAGUACCACAGACACAAGGCCAGACCACAGCUCCAAAAGUUACCAAGAAGACAGGACCCCGAUGUUCCACAACUAUUACCACAGUGUUGAAGAAUCAGAAGCCAGGCCCUGCUGUUCCUACCCAGAAGCCUGGUGCAGCCACUGCUCCUGUGCUGGGAGUAAAAAGACCCAGCAAACGUCCAGCCUGGGACUUAAAGGGUCAGUUAGUUGACCUAAAUGCAGAACUCAGGUGCUACCAUGAGAAGACUCAGACACUGGAUCAGGAGAACCAACAGCUUCGGGAGCAGCUUAAAGAGACCCAACAACAGGCCACAGCUCUGGGGUCAAAGCACAGGACACUGGAAGAGGAGCUUACCAGACUUCGAGUUCAGACUGAGCAUGGCCAACAAGAGUUGGGGAAUCUGAAAGCCCAUGUCCUGGAGCUGGAAGAGCAGCUGGGCUUAAAGGAGGGAUUGGUGCAAGAACUUCAGAAAGAACAGUUGGAAUUGCAGGAAGAACGGAGGAGACUGGCUACUCGACUAGAGGAUCAGGAGAGGAGACUGCAGGCAUCAGAAGCAGCUCUGUCGUGCAGCCAAGUAGAGGUGGCAUCUCUGCGGCAAGAAACUGCAGCCCAGGCAGCCUUACUGACGGAGCGGGGAGAACGUCUCCAUGGGCUAGAGAUGGAACGCCGGCGACUUCACAACCAGCUACAAGAACUCAAAGGCAAUAUCCGUGUAUUCUGCCGAGUCCGCCCAGUUCUCCCAGGGGAGCCUACCCCACUGUCUGGCUUCCUCCAGUUUCCCUCUGGCCCUAAUGGGCCCUCUAACCCUCCAACUCGCCUCAGCCUCUCCUGGUCUGAUGAGCGCCGUUCAACCUUAAGUGGUGCACCAGCCCCCACUACCCGCCAUGACUUCUCCUUUGACCGAGUGUUCCCACCAGGCAGUAGACAAGAAGAAGUAUUUGAGGAGAUUUCUAUGCUUGUCCAGUCAGCCCUGGAUGGCUACCCAGUCUGCAUCUUUGCCUAUGGUCAGACAGGCAGUGGCAAGACCUUCACAAUGGAGGGUGGACUUGAGGGGGACCCCCAGACAGAGGGGCUGAUCCCUCGGGCCCUGAGGCACCUCUUCUCAGUAGCACAGGAGAUGAGUGUCCAGGGCUGGACCUAUAAUUUUGUGGCAAGCUAUGUAGAGAUCUACAAUGAGACUGUCCGAGACCUGCUGGCCACCAGGACCCGGAAGGGUCAGGGUGGUGAGUGUGAGAUUCGCCGGGCAGGGCCAGGGAGUAAGGAGCUUACUGUCACCAAUGCCAGAUAUGUUCCUGUCUCCUGUGAAAAAGAGGUGGAAGCCCUGCUUCAUCUGGCCCACCAGAACCGGGCUGUGGCCCGGACAGCACACAAUGAACGGUCCUCACGCAGCCACAGUGUAUUCCAGCUGCAGAUCUAUGGGGAGCACACUGGACGAGGCCUGCAGUGCAUGGCCCCCCUAAGUCUUGUGGACCUAGCUGGGAGUGAGCGGCUAGACCCUGGCUUAGCCCUUGGCCAGGAGGAGCAGAAACGCCUUCGGGAAACACAGGCCAUUAAUAGUAGUUUGUCCACACUGGGGCUGGUCAUCAUGGCCUUAAGCAACAAGGAGUCCCAUGUGCCUUAUCGGAACAGCAAGCUCACCUAUCUGCUGCAGAACUCUCUGGGUGGCAGCGCUAAAAUGCUUAUGUUUGUGAACAUUUCCCCAUUAGAAGAGAACUUCUCUGAGUCCCUUAACUCUCUACGCUUUGCCUCCAAGGUGAACCAGUGUGUUAUUGGUACUGCCCAGGCCAACAGAAAAUGAAGAUAUCCAGAUCCUCGGGUGGGGUUGAGGAGGGGUUGGGGAGCUUAGGGAGGCGGGUGGACAGGGGCUGUUAGCUGGGCUUAUCAAAUAGUUUGUUUUUUUUAAGAUUUAAAGUUUUUUUUUUUUUUUAAAUAAAGAUUAUGUGAUCAGUUGCCUGAGUAGAGAAACUUUUUCAUAUCUAUGUAACGGUGGGAACUGUACCGAUGAUCACGUUUUAGCUGGGCGAG